AUGGCCCAUCGAGAGGAUUUCAAGGAACCCACUCGAUCAGCUGCAGCCCUGGAGUCACCACUGCGAUCACCACUGCGGAGAAUGUCCGAGUCGCACGAUAACCCAUUUGGGCUCCUUGCCUUUGCUCAACUCGUUACUGAAGAUUGGGAUCCAGCGAUCAUCAUUAUCAAACAUAUGCAGAAGCAGGUGCUUGCUGAAAAAUAUCGUAAGUACAUAAUGCAUAUUUUCAACUUGUCAGAACAGAUCUGGGUUCAGCCUCCUACUCCAACCUCCUAG
Trichophyton rubrum CBS 118892 is the source of this 276-nucleotide messenger RNA. RefSeq lists its product as uncharacterized. The transcript has 3 exons. Lineage: Eukaryota; Fungi; Ascomycota; Eurotiomycetes; Onygenales; Arthrodermataceae. Bases 1 to 276 code for a protein of 91 amino acids. The record is from RefSeq and is a predicted model, not a curated record.